AUGGACAGUGGAGGAGGCGCGUUCUCGCCUGCGCAGGUAAGCUUUAUGACCCCCCAUCCUCGGAACAUAAAAGUCCCUGCAGGGCGAAUGGUACUGCAAGACGGCAUCGUUAGACCUUUGCUGGGGCGUGGGCUAUUGUGUCUGCUACGGGACACGCUGAUGGAUGAGUUGAUACUCACGUGGGUCUCUGUUGACGGAAACGAGGAGCAGCGGUUUCCGCUGCCGCGGGGCAGAGUGCGGCUUAGCUGGGUAGAAAAGUGCACCUCCGGAAGGGUGAUGCUGUUUGACGUAGAUGACGGCAGGCAGCUUUUUUUCUUCUGGAUGCAGUCCCGCUCAACGGAGCUUGCCGACAAGACGAUGAGGCGGCUACAGCACGUUCUGGAGCGGCACCGACACCACCUCCUCAUCGCCCCAAAGUCGGACACAAUUAAAAUGUCAACCUUCCGCAGGGUGCUGGGGGAGGUGUGGGAGGAGGCGGUUGCACAGGACGUGGACCUCGACGCUCUGCUGUCCUCUCCCAAGCUGAUAGAGGCGCUGCAGGAGGACCCGGAGUUCUACAGGUCGAGGCUGAUGAAGCACCUCUCGCCAUCAAUUGCGACGGCGGCGGACACGCCUCUGGACCUGGUUAGCCUUGUACAGGAUUCUCAGGUGCAGUGGGCGUCUGUCAUUCUCAGCACCAUGCUUCGCCGCAAGGAUACAAGUAAUUAUCUUUUUACUCUCUUCUUAGACGCUGCGUCCCCAUGGAGCCUGAGCGUCGUGGCUUUUAUCAUGCAAAUCAUCCAGAUGUAUCCAGGGAGGUGA
Messenger RNA from Trypanosoma rangeli, 801 nucleotides. RefSeq lists its product as uncharacterized. Gene Ontology annotation, cellular component: cytoplasm; proteasome regulatory particle, lid subcomplex; nucleus. Gene Ontology annotation, molecular function: endopeptidase activator activity; proteasome binding; ubiquitin binding. The coding region runs from base 1 to 801 and encodes 266 amino acids. Lineage: Eukaryota; Euglenozoa; Kinetoplastea; Trypanosomatida; Trypanosomatidae. Gene Ontology annotation, biological process: ubiquitin-dependent protein catabolic process. The record is from RefSeq and is a predicted model, not a curated record. The transcript has a single exon.